Molecule: messenger RNA, 414 nt
Organism: Magnusiomyces paraingens
Lineage: Eukaryota; Fungi; Ascomycota; Dipodascomycetes; Dipodascales; Dipodascaceae
Exons: 1
Coding region: 1-414 (137 amino acids)
Source: RefSeq, a predicted model, not a curated record
AUGACUACCUUAAAUUUGAGACCGUCUCUUGUAACACUGUCAACUGAUGUUCACAUUAGUAUUGCACAGUUCAUGGAACCGUACCCAGAUAUGCAUGCUCUGAGCAUGACAUGUGCAAGUCUGCGUGCAGUCUAUCAGCCCUUGAAGUGGCGCUAUUCCAUGGUCACAGUCCUACCCCCAUUCCGAAAAUACCAACGGUAUAUGACGGUCCCUCUUAAAGUCGUGGCACCGCAGCCUAACAAAUAUUCAUGGUUCUAUGCGCACGAGGUGCGCAUACUUGAACUUGAUGGACCUGACUAUGGAGGAAUCUGGGGCUCGAUGAAUGUGCUUUGUAAAAAGUGGUUUGUUGACAAGUACUACCCAGACUACGACUGUUACAGCCAACAUCAGCAGCUUCACUUUCGCUGCUUUUAG